Sporothrix brasiliensis 5110 is the source of this 2034-nucleotide messenger RNA. RefSeq lists its product as uncharacterized. The record is from RefSeq and is a predicted model, not a curated record. The transcript has a single exon. The coding region runs from base 1 to 2034 and encodes 677 amino acids. NCBI's taxonomy places the organism in Eukaryota, Fungi, Ascomycota, Sordariomycetes, Ophiostomatales, Ophiostomataceae.
AUGCCGGCCAAGCUCAAACCCCUGGUUCUUCCCCAGCUGGUGGAGGGGCGCAAGCGUCUGGAAGAUGGACAGUACGCAACCACGGAGAUGGUCGACGGCAGUAUAACUGUCAAAGCCGGCGCCAACAACACCAACAACGCCUACGGUGGCCUGUUCCUUGUCGACAACGCGUCCAUGUCGGACAUCACCUCGCCUGCCACGCCUACCUUCUCACACCGCAGCGGUGGCCUUGGCCACCUGCGCUACUCAAGCUCGACAUCGUCGCUCGAUCUGCCACUAUCGAUUCCGUCACCCUCCGUCUCUGAAUGCCCCGCGUCACCGACCCCUGCCACGGGCCUUGCUGCUGUUGUCGCUGCGGCUGGUGCUGCGACUCUGGCUGGGAGCGCCCCCGUGAAGCGGCCGCUGCCGGACGUGAAAGAGGAACAUCUGUUGGAGCGUGUUGCCGAGGAGCACGAGUAUGGCGAUGGCUUCACACUGUCUCACCGCACUUCGCAUCUCUACCGCUGUUUGUGUGACGAGCCCUGUUCACACGGCCGUGACGACAUUUCGUAUGACCAGCAAGACUUCAUCUACGACCUCGGCUUUGUCAGUGACUCGGAGGCCGCCGCCAACGAGCCCUCUGUUCAGCGACACCGCCACCGUGCCAGCAGCACCGCUUCAGUCAUGUCGCGUGCAUCCAAUGCAACACACGACUCGGCCUUUUCCGGUCUCACCCUCCGCUUCGGCUCGCACAUCCACGCACUGUCCCGGUGGCGCAGCAAGUCGCAUACCACCCGGCGCAACUACGCCAACCUCAUGGCCGCUCCGGCUUCUGAACCGUCGCUGUCUCGCCAGCCCUCUAGCCGUUCAUCUUCUCUGUCGGCCGGCCAGCCGGCCCCCGUCCUCGAGCCUGCGCCAAUCCUGACGCCUACUCUUUCUUCCUACUACGGUAGCACGGAGAGCAUCGAGCACUUUCCGACCUCCGGCAGCGCACACGAGGAGCCGGAGGACGAUUCUCUGUCGAGCCUCGAGCGCGAUCGCACCAAGGCCGCCACGCCCUUGUUGCCACCUUUAAUGACCGAGAGCAGUGCCAUACAGCGUCAGCAACCUGUUUCGCCCCUACCGCCUCCGUCUCUGCAGACCUCGCCGCUUCAGUCGCCCGCCGUCGCGUCUUCCGUGACCUCGCCUGCCGGCGUCGAUGGUCUUUCCAGUUUUCCCCUUACCAGCCCUGUUGCGGACGCAGGCAUCCCGGCCAUGUCCUUGUCGCCGCUAUCACCAACAGCGCCUACGGGCCUCGGGAUCAGUGUUGCAGCCACAGCCCCCACGUCUCCGGCCGAAGUAAUGCAGCCUCCGCCUCUGCGCCGCCAAUUCUCCACGGCCUCGUUCUACGUACCCUUUGGUGCGACCAACGUGCAAAAUGCGUCAGCCUCGGCGGUUACACCAGCGACGUCUGCGCCGAUCUCCGUCCCGGUGUCUGUUGCGCAGGAGCCGCACGACAAGUGGUGCGAUCGUCUGGGUCACGCUAACUACACGAUCCUACCCAAGCCGUACCACUUGGCUGAGGACGACACGACCGACACCCAGGCCUUGCACGCGCUGUGCGAGGACUGGGCGCAGGCGCGCAUCAACUACGCCAAGCACCUUGUGCGCACGGGCGAGCACUACGGCACGACGUCCAACACAUACAUGCUGACCGAGGCCAAGUGGGCGGAGACGGAGCGUGAGUGGCAGCGCGCCCACCAGGCUGCGACAGUGCAUAUUACCAAUGUCCUGACACGCGCUGGCAGCGAUGCCCGCGAGUGCGCAGCGACGCCCGGCAUGCUACCGCCUGUUCAGCACCACGACGUGUCGUGCGUGAUCCCACAGAUCCUGGACAACGCGGAGGGCAAGUUCCCCGGCCUCGGCGACGAGGACAUUGUUGGCCCCAUGGACCGUGUGGAGUACAUGGAGCACGGUGUGCCCGGGUUUCCGGGUCCCUCAGGCGCGCACGGCGAGAAGCACGCCAUGUCGCGGUUUCUGCGCGGUCUGGCUGACCGUGUCCGUCACCGCAAAUAA